Messenger RNA from Ochlerotatus camptorhynchus, 2127 nucleotides. RefSeq names its product cryptochrome (gene cry). Bases 269 to 1903 code for a protein of 544 amino acids. Gene Ontology annotation, cellular component: nucleus; cytoplasm. The record is from RefSeq and is a predicted model, not a curated record. Gene Ontology annotation, biological process: entrainment of circadian clock by photoperiod; circadian regulation of gene expression. The transcript is spliced from 5 exons. NCBI's taxonomy places the organism in Eukaryota, Metazoa, Arthropoda, Insecta, Diptera, Culicidae. Gene Ontology annotation, molecular function: DNA binding; FAD binding.
ACAGUCUCGAUAGAGUACUCACUGCGAAAACAUCGCUACAUAAUUUCGCGAAGGCAGCAGCAGAAUCGCCUGAUUAUAAACAUUUCAAAGCGAGUUUCACAUCCAAAAUUUAAGUCGAUUUCGAUUUAAUUUUUUUACAUUCCAUGAUUCUGGUUCUUGUUGGCAGAGAAUAUGACACAGUGAGCUUCAAACAGACCUACGCAACAGGUAAAAGCAACUGAGUGCAGCAUAGAGGCAGCUUUCAGUCAUUGCCAUAAUCAGCACCAGGAUGACGGUGAACAACAUUCUCUGGUUUCGCCAUGGUCUCAGGUUACAUGACAACCCAAGCCUACUUGAGGCGCUACGCAACGAUGGCAGCACAUCGGAAUCGGUUCGGUUGUAUCCAAUUUUCAUCUUCGACGGAGAAAGUGCUGGAACGAAAGUGGUCGGCUACAAUCGGAUGAAGUUUUUGCUCGAAUCGUUAGCUGAUCUUGACCGUCAGUUGCGUGAAAUUGGCGGCCAGUUGUAUAUAUUUAGGGGCAAUGCGACUAACGUGAUGCGGAGAUUGUUUGAGGAACUGAAUAUUCGAAAACUGUGCUACGAGCAGGACUGUGAACCCAUCUGGAAGGAACGGGACGAUGGAAUUGUGAAUCUCUGUAAAACGAUGGAUGUGAAGUGCGUCGAGAAGGUAUCGCAUACGCUGUGGGACCCGGAGCAGGUCAUUCGAACCAAUGGCGGAAUUCCACCGCUAACGUACCAGAUGUUUUUGCACACCGUCAACAUAAUCGGCAAACCACCACGACCCGUCGCCGCACCUAGUUUCGAAUUCGUAGAGUUCGGUACAGUACCGUCGAUUCUUGCGCAGGAAUUAAAGCUCCAAGCCCGCAAUCUUACUCCAGAGGAUUUUGGCAUUUACUAUGACGGUAAUCCGGACAUCUCCCACAUACAAUGGAUCGGAGGGGAAACCAAAGCGCUCGAAUGUCUAGGUCGCCGGCUGAAACAGGAAGAGGAAGCAUUCCUCGGUGGAUACUUUCUGCCCACCCAAGCCAGACCGGAAUUCCUGGGGUCACCCACAUCGAUGAGUGCUGCACUACGCUUCGGUUGCCUGUCUGUGCGUAUGUUCUACUGGUGCCUUCAUGAUCUGUUCGAAAAGGUUCAAGCCAACAGUGAGUAUAAAUAUCCUGGAGGACAUCACAUUACUGGCCAGUUGAUUUGGCGGGAAUAUUUCUACACUAUGUCGGUGCAUAAUCCCCAUUACAGCGAAAUGGAAGCCAAUCCGAUAUGUUUAAAUAUUCCCUGGUACGAACCUAGGGACGAUUCGCUCGAUCGCUGGAAGGAAGGUCGCACUGGGUUUCCGUUGAUAGAUGCCGCUAUGCGGCAGUUGUUGGCCGAAGGAUGGUUGCAUCAUAUUCUCAGGAACAUCACAGCCACAUUUCUGACACGUGGCGCCCUAUGGAUCAGCUGGGAAGCUGGCGUGCAGCAUUUUCUCAAGUACCUGCUUGAUGCGGACUGGUCGGUAUGUGCUGGGAACUGGAUGUGGGUUUCAUCGUCUGCAUUUGAAAAGCUGUUGGAUUCAUCCUCGUGUACUUCCCCGAUCGCUUUGGCACGUCGCCUCGACCCCAAAGGAGAGUACGUCCGACGCUAUCUGCCCGAAUUAAAGAACCUACCAACGUUAUAUGUCCACGAACCAUGGAAGGCACCGCUGGACGUACAGAGAGAAUUUGGUUGCAUAGUCGGUACAGACUAUCCAGCACCGAUGAUUAAUUUGGCGGAAGCUAGCAGACGGAAUGCAAACACCAUGAACAGUAUCCGUCAGAAGUUAAUUGAACGAGGGGGAUCCACUCCACCCCACUGUCGUCCCUCGGAUGCCGAUGAGAUUCGAAACUUCUUCUGGCUACCCGAGGAUGUCGUUGCGGACUGUUAAAUGGGCACUUACAUAACAAAUUGUUGUCUAAUCUGUUUUAUUAAUGUAAUAGAAUGCUAGUGAUGUCAAUUGAAAAAGGUAGCCAUAAUCAACGAGAAAGAGCUUAUUUAUGAACGGUUAGGAUAAGAUAUGAUACAAAGACGUUUAUAUUUUUUGGUGGAGAAUUCGAGCGGUUUUAUAAUUUGAUUAGUGUUGAAUUUUACACUACAUACAUAGCCAACUAA